Messenger RNA from Vicugna pacos (alpaca), 988 nucleotides. RefSeq names its product ciliary microtubule inner protein 1 (gene CIMIP1). NCBI's taxonomy places the organism in Eukaryota, Metazoa, Chordata, Mammalia, Artiodactyla, Camelidae. The record is from RefSeq and is a predicted model, not a curated record.
CGCCAGGAGCGGCGCCGUCUCCGCCUCCGCGUCCCGCGUUGCUUGGCAACCGGUCUCCCAGGCGACGCGAGACGCGGAGCCCAGGGCCGGAGCCCAGGGCCAGCGCCUGCGCGGCGAGCCGAGACCCCAGGCCCCAUGGCACAGAAACCCAUCGGCACGGAGGCGGCCGAGCGCAUGAACCUCGUGGCGCAGGACGAGAUCUGGAAAUAUCGCCUGAAGGCUGAAAACGAAGCCCGGCAAAACUGGGCCCAGAACUGGGGAUUUUUAACAACCCCCCUUGAGGAGUUGAUCCAGUGUGAGGAAGAGCCCAGCACCCCGAAGCCCAAAAUCGAGCUUCCCGGGCGGUUCCACAUCCGGCCAGUGACCCCGGUGGAGAAACACAUCAAGGUGCUUCCAUCCCCCCCAUUCCCAAAGACGACGCAGGGCUUCAUCGGCUGGAGAUCCGGGGUGCCAGGCCUGAACAAGUGUCUGGAGCACGACAGUGAGAUCAGAAGCUGCAAAGGGGCAUACGCCAAGGAGCUGAACUGGCCGAAGCAAGGCAUUCACUGAGUCCAGAUGGAGACUCCGGCCCCUGGGGCAAGGAAGGCUAGACCACCGGGCACCUGCUGCCCACGCUCAGGGAAGGAAGAGCUCCCCAGUCUCCCCUGAGGGACGUUCUCCUCCACAUUUGCUCAUGGGACGUUGUUGCAGGAAACACAGAAUCACGCUCAGACAUUUUCAACUCAUCAAUGCCUCCCUUCCAGAACAUUCUUGUAACAUAUUCAUUCUGGGCUAAUGCAAUGAAUAAGGCAAAGUAGAGUCUCUGAAAUUUUUUUUUAACACUUUGGGAAUGUCUAGGUAUAGCUUUAGAAAAAAAACAGUGUGAUUUCAUUUUUUAAAUGUUUGUCUAAACCCUCGAAUGUCACCUUCACCCCCUACCCCUCACCAUCCUGAUUAUAAAAAGAUUGGUGGCCAACUGUUUCUGUACCCAAAUACCCCUGAGCCUGUU